AGCAGGGUCCCCUGAUGUCCUGGUCUCUCCUGGGCGCGACCCUCCCCUCUGGAGCCCCAGCCAGGCUGCCCGCACCCCCAGCCCGAUCCGUCCUCCCUUCCCUGACACGGUUACAGCUCUUCUCCGCCCUCAGCACCCUGCGCGCCUCCCAGGCACCGUCUGCCUCAACCCACUACCUCCCGACCCUGGCUCUGGUCUCGCCCGCCGCCCCCGGCCCCCCAGGACCCCAGCUCACACCAACAGGUCUUGGCCGGACGCCGCUGCCAGGCUUGCACACCCUUACCUUUCUCGAGCGCGUAGUCCUUAAGCGCCAUUACUGCCGAGGGCCGUGCAGCAGCAGUUGGCGACCUCAAGGUUCUCACUCUCGGGAUCACAGAGAACGUCCGCGCGGCGGACUGCAGCCGACCAACCGAAAUUGGCGCGAAACGUCGCCCCUCACGUGACCGGCGCCACUGAGUGCGGACCAAUCGGAGAGGAGGCCCUCCACCCUCCCCACUCGCCGCAGGCCCCCGCCUCGGCCAAUCACCGGGCGAGCCUGGACUGAGUGACUGGGAAGCGGCGCGGGUGGCGAGAGGGAAAGACUAGGCGAGGCGGGGCGGGCGCCGGGUUUCCCGCGGUCGGAGGAGACUCGCUCUUAAAGGGCCAGCACGCGCGUCCUUUUGUUCCGCGGCCGCCGGGCGGGGUAGGCCCAACUUUCGCUGUCUCCUUGUCUACUCUUCCGAACGCCUAUGAUUUCCCAGUUCUUCAUUCUGUCCUCCAAAGGGGACCCGCUCAUCUACAAGGACUUUCGCGGGGACAGUGGCGGCCGGGAUGUGGCUGAGCUCUUCUACCGGAAGCUGACGGGACUGCCCGGAGACGAGUCCCCGGUUGUCAUGCACCACGAUGACCGUCAUUUUAUUCACAUCCGACACAGCGGCCUCUAUUUGGUGGCCACGACUUCAGAAAACAUUUCUCCCUUCAGCCUCCUAGAGCUGCUGUCCCGCUUAGCCACUCUCCUGGGCGAUUACUGUGGCUCCCUGGGUGAGGGGACCAUCUCCCGCAACGUGGCUCUUGUCUAUGAACUCCUGGAUGAAGUGCUGGAUUAUGGCUAUGUACAGACCACAUCCACAGAGAUGCUGAGGAACUUCAUCCAGACAGAGGCCGUGGUCAGCAAGCCUUUCAGCCUCUUUGACCUCAGCAGCGUUGGCUUGUUUGGGGCCGAGACCCAACAGAGCAAAGUGGCCCCCAGCAGCGCAGCCAGCCGCCCUGUCCUGUCCAGCCGCUCCGACCAGAGCCAAAAGAAUGAAGUGUUUUUGGAUGUGGUGGAGAGAUUGUCCGUACUGAUAGCAUCUAACGGCUCGCUGCUGAAGGUGGAUGUGCAGGGAGAGAUCCGACUCAAGAGCUUUCUUCCCAGCGGCUCCGAGAUGUGCAUCGGCUUGACAGAAGAAUUUUGUGUGGGGAAGUCAGAACUGAGAGGUUAUGGGCCAGGAAUUCGGGUAGAUGAGGUCUCAUUUCACAGCUCGGUGCAUCUGGAUGAGUUUGAGUCUCAUCGAAUCCUCCGCUUGCAGCCACCUCAGGGCGAGCUGACUGUGAUGCGGUACCAACUCUCAGAUGACCUCCCCUCCCCGCUCCCCUUCCGGCUCUUUCCCUCUGUGCAGUGGGACCGAGGCUCAGGCAGGCUCCAGGUUUAUCUGAAGUUACGAUGUGACCUGCCCCCAAAGAGCCAGGCUCUUAACGUCAGGCUGCAUCUUCCCCUGCCACGAGGGGUGGUCAGCCUAUCUCAGGAGCUGAGCAGCCCAGAGCAGAAGGCAGAGCUGGCUGAGGGAGCCCUUCACUGGGACCUGCCUCGGGUGCAAGGAGGCUCUCAGCUCUCAGGCCUUUUCCAGCACCCCUCCCCCUGCCUCUGCCCCUCACAGAUGGAUGUCCCAGGCCUCCCUGGCCCUCCUGGCCAAGGGCCCUCCACCUCAGCCCCUCCUCUGGGGCUGGGCCCCGCAAGCCUCUCCUUUGAACUUCCCCGGCACACAUGCUCCGGCCUCCAGGUUCGCUUCCUCAGGCUGGUGUUCAGACCCUGCGGCAAUGCCAACCCCCACAAGUGGGUGCGACACCUAAGCCACAGCGAUGCCUAUGUCAUUCGGAUCUGAGGCUCCCCACACGAGGACGCAGACAGCAAAGGCAGUGGUCUGUGGAUUGAGAGGACCAGACUGUCUCUUCCAGCCUUCUGGCCCGUGGCUAUGCAUCUGGCUGGAAGAGUCCUGAGUCCUAGAGACCAGGUGGGCUUGACUAGUUGGACCCUCCUGUGGUAUCUGACCCAGGAAGGACUGAGGUGGAUCAGAACUUACAAAUCAAACUUUUAUUUUGAGGAACUGGCUGUACAAUAUCUAAAAAGAAAGUAAUGUGGGGGAAGCAGAGUACUGCUUCCUUCCACCCAUCGUA
Molecule: messenger RNA, 2412 nt
Organism: Diceros bicornis minor
Lineage: Eukaryota; Metazoa; Chordata; Mammalia; Perissodactyla; Rhinocerotidae
Gene: AP4M1
Product: adaptor related protein complex 4 subunit mu 1
Exons: 15
Coding region: 729-2120 (463 amino acids)
Biological process (GO): Golgi to lysosome transport; protein targeting
Cellular component (GO): cytoplasmic vesicle; clathrin adaptor complex; trans-Golgi network
Source: RefSeq, a predicted model, not a curated record